CAGGGAAACGACGCAAGUGAGGGAACCAAGGAUUUCAUUUAACCGACCUGAGACGGGGCCAUAAUAUAUCUAUGAUCGUGACAGCGUGUGUCAAUCGAUUUCCGGGUCAAGUGAUCGAGGAUAGAGGAGUCGAGGAGGUACAUUGGGGCCCAAUUCGAAACCGCACCCUACACCGUACUCCUACGCACUUCUACUCCGUUUGCGUGUUCGCGUGGAGGGUUCUCCACUAAAUCCCGUUCCAAUCAAACAAAGAACAUGUCUGCGGCUAAAGUGAAGAUGCGAGGGAAGAAGAUGAGGAACCAGCCCUCCAGUGUUCAGUAUGUGGAGAGCGGCACACAGAACGGUGGCGGUGGUGAUGAGGGUCCAUCUAGCAUCCAUCCCUCUACAAAAAGGCAGACAAACACCCACCAACGGGGUGGAUGGGUCCGUGGACACCAGAAAGAUGGUGGGGGCUACUCUAGGGAAAUGCCCAAUUACAUCACAGCUGGAGCUUUUGCCAGGGCCAGGGCGGCAGAGGUAAGCACCAUGCUUAAAGCCGUAACCAGGACAACGGGCAGCUGCCAUGUGUUUGGAGCCCUGCCUAAACACAUGAGGAGAAGGGCCAUGAGCCACAACACCAAGCGCCUCCCUUGCAGACUAAGAGAGGUGGCUAACAGAAUGCGGGAAAGGAGCCUACAGGCCGGCCCCAAGAAGAAGAAGGAACAGGCAAAGAGCAAGAGCCGAAAGGCGCGUCGCCGCCACGGAAAUCUGCUGCUGGAGUUCAAUCGCCGCCAGAGAAAGAACGUCUGGCUGGAAACGCACAUUUGGCACGCCAAGCGCUUCCACAUGGUUAAAAAGUGGGGAUACUGCCUUGGGAACAAGCCCACCUACAAAUGCUACCGCUCUUGUCACAGGGCAAUGAGCGGCCACUGCCUGCUACAGGACCUAUCUUACUAUUGCUGCAUAGAGCUUCGGGGAGAGGAAAAAAAGCUGCUGGCUUCUCUCUCACAACUGACCAGCAAGGAGACCGGUCCCACCUUUGCUGCAGCACUGUGUCUAUCAGGGCGCAGACAGGGCAGUGUGGUGGUGUACAGAGCAGGACAGUACCCCACGCAGCCCCUGGGCCCUGUCACCUUCCUCUGGAGACCCCGUUCACAGGAUUUAACCAACAGGCAGCUGUGGAUCUGGGCUCAUCCCUCUAUUAAACAGGACCUUCUUCUGGAGUUACAAAAGGUGUGCCAGUGUUGUGACCCUGUGGUUCCUCCAGUGGUGUCACCUGCUGAGGUUUUUCCCACCCUACAAUUGGAGCCAAAGCCUGAGAAGACCUCCGAUGCCAAGCAGAUUACUGAAACCAAGAGAAAGCGAAAAUGUAAGGAUGCCAGUGGACCUCCUGCCAAGAAGAUUCUUGGAGAUGGAACCAGAUCUCCCAGCACCCCGGUGACCUGGAAGUCCAGCUCAAAUCGAAUAGUUAUAAGUGAUCUCACAAUGGAAAUAGUUCGCUAUCGCCUGAUUGGACCACAGUCCUUUUCUGUUCUGGCGGAAACCAUGGAAGCAGCUACGGACUCUAAUGAAAUAAAUAUAUCCAAGCCCUCUCACCUCUGGUGGCCUGAGCAAUGCAAAAGCGAGAGCAAGAUGAACCUGCAUCAACAACAAGCUCAUGUCUUUCAUAUACUAAAAGGCAUCUUUUUGACUGGAGAGCUGCCCUCAGGCACAGUGCUGGGUCUGACUGUAGAUGACCCCAGGCUGACUUUACCUACAAAGAAGGUUAAAGCUUUGCCCUGUGUAAAGCCUGCACAAGAGAUGGACGAGAAGAGGAGGGAGCUGAUGUUGCAAGGAGUUCCUGAACUCUGCUGUCAGAGUGACCUGUGGGAGCAGUCGGUCCGCAGCAACGUCGCUGAUAACAAAACAUCCGAACAGGAGUUGAACCGUAUGAGGAACGAGGUGCUGGUUCCAGGCUCCAGACUGAGCCCCACCCCUCCGCAGGGCAGAGUCCCCAUCCUGCUGGUUCAACAGCCUGGCAAGCAGGUGGGAAAUGAGAUGAGGUCCUGGGGGGCUGGAUGGGACCUACUGCUUCCCAAAGGAUGGGGCAUGGCCUUCUGGAUCCCAUUG
Notothenia coriiceps (black rockcod) is the source of this 2088-nucleotide messenger RNA. RefSeq names its product POP1 homolog, ribonuclease P/MRP subunit (gene pop1). Gene Ontology annotation, biological process: tRNA 5'-leader removal. The record is from RefSeq and is a predicted model, not a curated record. The transcript is spliced from 13 exons. The annotation marks the transcript as partial. NCBI's taxonomy places the organism in Eukaryota, Metazoa, Chordata, Actinopteri, Perciformes, Nototheniidae. Gene Ontology annotation, cellular component: nucleolar ribonuclease P complex; ribonuclease MRP complex.